This is a messenger RNA of Haliotis rubra (blacklip abalone), 1727 nucleotides long. RefSeq names its product methylthioribose kinase-like. NCBI's taxonomy places the organism in Eukaryota, Metazoa, Mollusca, Gastropoda, Lepetellida, Haliotidae. The coding region runs from base 244 to 1422 and encodes 392 amino acids. The record is from RefSeq and is a predicted model, not a curated record. The transcript is spliced from 8 exons.
AUUAGUGGAUAAUUAUUAGAAGGCACGUGUUAAUAAGUACAUUAACAGAGACCUCUGUAUCGCAUUACCACAUUAAUAUUCAGCUGCGACUUUCAAAUAUCGACUUACCUUUGGUCUACAGACAAGAGCAGUGAGCACCAUGUCGUGACCUUGCUCAACAUUUAACCCCUGACCCCGGGUAAAGUGAGACCAGUGAGAAAUAAUAUACGGUGCUGUACCUGCACAGUGGUGUGUGGUGUGACAAUGGCUGACGAGGAGGUGUCGCAAACGGACACACAGGGCAAGGUUUUAAAAGCCCUGAAGAAACACUCUCACCUGGCCGAGCUGCAAUGGGCAGAAUGUAUAUCCAGUGUGAAGGUAUCGGAGGUCGGUGACGGAAACCUGAACGAUGUGUUCCGAGCUUUCCCGAGUGAGGAUCCGAGUAACAGCGUUGUAGUGAAACACGCGCCGCCAUAUAUCAAAUGUUUGGGGAAAGAUUUCCCGCUCCACGAAGAGAGGGGAGAACUUGAAUACAAGGCUCAGUUCAAGUUCCACAGUAUUGCUCCAGGGAGUGUACCCAAACCAAUCUUCUACGACAGCUCUUUGAGAGUCAUGUGUAUGGAGGACCUCCGCAACUACGUCAUCUACCGCAGCUCCCUCAUCAGCGGCCAUCUCAACGACGACGCUGCCCUCAAACUGGCGAGAGACGUGGCCAUCAUACACAGAGACACCCACGUCGCCAAGAUAGGGGAGGACGCCAUUAAGCAGCUGGAUAAGGAGUUUCAGAACCACGAAAUGGUAGAGCUGACCGAGAGGUAUAUAUUUACGGGACCUUUCUCGCCAGAUGACCCGACCAACAGGUGCUCCCCGUUCUUGAAGGCGAAGCUGGAUUGGGUACACGGGGACCAGGAGGUGCUCCGGGCAGCCGCCCACAUGAAGAAGAUCUUCCUGGAGAAGAAGGAAGCUUUGGUACACGGUGAUCUCCACACUGGCUCCAUCAUGGUCAAAGACAAAGACGCCAAGGUGUUCGACAGUGAGUUCUGCUACGUGGGCCCUUGCGCCUUUGACAUUGGUCUCCUUGUUGCUAACUACAUCUUCGUCUACUACUGCCACCUCCUGCAGCCUGAGGACAACGACAACCACAGGGUCUUUGCUUACAGGGUGGUUGAGAUCUGCAACAAAACAGUUACUGAGUAUUUGGAACAUAUGACAAGCUUUGAUGUGGACAAGGAGACCUACCAGGCUAACUUCGUGUCAGAGGUGGCAGGAUUUGCUGGCUGCGAAAUUGUCAGAAGGUUGAUAGGUGCAGCUCACGUGACGGAGUUCGACACUACCCCCCAGGCAGAGCUUGACGCCCUGGGUGCUGGGGUGAGGCUGCUGAAGGCCUAUGGCAGGAUACACAGUAUCGGGACCCUCAUGCUUAUAGCGCUCAUGUUGGCCUGAAUGGUCUCCUAGACGAAUGGUAUACAGAUUACCCUUCAGGAUGCUAGAACAAUAAUCUCAGGGAUUUCUAAUUUAUUACCCUUUAGAUAAUGAGAAGACUUUUGAUUGGUUAAAUAUCUCAGGUACGAAAUAUGAAUAACAGACCAUACCAUCCCAUAUUACCAAGACGCUAGCCGGGUAACUAUGAAUACAUGCUGACAGUAUUUGUAGUCACUGGUGGUCUUUUUUCAUGACAUUGUGUAAAGACUGGCUGUUCAUUCUGCUAUGCCACUGAUAAAGAACAAUCAUUCGUAAAACUGCACGUG